AUGUACUACGGGCCCCACGCACACCUCCCCUGCAUGUCUACUGUGAUGCGGGAGCCACGCACCUCACAAGUGGAAUCCUCCCACCUCCCGCUGCACACGCACGCCCCUGCAGUCCUCCUGUUAUGCGGGAGCCACGCUCCUCAUAGUGGAUGCUCCCACUCCCGCUCACACCUCCCCUGCAUGUCUCCUGUGAUGCGGGAGCCAAGCAACCUCACAAUGGGAGAUCCUCCACUCCCCGCGCCGACCUCCCCUGCAUGUUCUCCGUGCUACGAAGAGCGUGGCCCCCGCAGCACCGCUUGA
Molecule: messenger RNA, 300 nt
Organism: Knipowitschia caucasica
Lineage: Eukaryota; Metazoa; Chordata; Actinopteri; Gobiiformes; Gobiidae
Source: the annotation of a GenBank genome assembly